Pteropus alecto (black flying fox) is the source of this 4261-nucleotide messenger RNA. It is a transcript of the gene STAC, whose product is annotated as SH3 and cysteine rich domain. Gene Ontology annotation, molecular function: transmembrane transporter binding. Gene Ontology annotation, cellular component: extrinsic component of cytoplasmic side of plasma membrane. The transcript has 11 exons. Lineage: Eukaryota; Metazoa; Chordata; Mammalia; Chiroptera; Pteropodidae. The record is from RefSeq and is a predicted model, not a curated record. The coding region runs from base 291 to 1499 and encodes 402 amino acids. Gene Ontology annotation, biological process: positive regulation of voltage-gated calcium channel activity; skeletal muscle contraction; positive regulation of protein localization to plasma membrane.
GAGCGCGCUCGCCCGCUGCCUAGUGGCAGUCACGACUGUGCGGUCGCCAGCGAGGUGCCGGCGGGCGCGGCGACGCUGGGCGCACUCUCCCUUGCCCGCGGGACUGCUGGGGAGGUGGGCAGGGCCGGGGUCGGGGCGAGGCCGGCCGAGGGCGCGUUAGCGCCUGGGUGAGGAUGGGAAUCCCCGGGACCUGGAGCUGAGCGACCAAGCGCGCCACGCGGAGGGCGCGCAGGAGGAAGGCGAGCCUCGCUGUUCCUCCGGGAGCCCAACACCGUUCCCGCGCCGCCACGAUGAUCCCUCCGAGCGGCGCCCGCGAGGACCGCGUGGAUGGGCUGCCCAAGGAGGCGGCGAGCGCCGAGCAGCCGCCCUCGCCUGCAUCCACCAGCAGCCAGGAAUCCAAGCUCCAGAAACUAAAACGAUCACUUUCUUUCAAGACCAAGAGUCUGCGGAGCAAAAGUGCUGACAACUUCUUCCAGCGAACCAACAGCGACGUGAAGCUGCCAGCGGACCUGCUGGCUGAGGUCAGCCCCAACUCCAGCCCACUCCCUGCCCCCGGAAGCCUGACGUCCACACCCACCAGGGCUGGUCUGCAUCCGGGCAGCGGCAAGGCCCAUGCCUUUCAGGAACACAUCUUCAAGAAGCCCACUUUCUGUGAUGUCUGCAACCACAUGAUCGUGGGAACAAAUGCUAAGCAUGGACUACGCUGCAAAGCCUGUAAGAUGAGCAUCCACCACAAGUGCAUGGAUGGCCUAGCACCCCAGCGGUGUAUGGGCAAGCUGCCAAAGGGGUUUCGCCGUUACUACAGCUCCCCCUUGCUCAUUCAUGAACAAUUUGGAUGCAUUAAAGAAGUUAUGCCCAUUGCCUGUGGCAAUAAGGUGGACCCUGUCUAUGAGACCCUUCGCUUUGGCACCUCCCUGGCUCAGAGAACAAAGAAGAGCAGCUCCGGCAGUGGCUCUGAUUCACCUCACGGGACCUCUACUUCAGAUCUUGUGGAGGUUCCUGAAGAAGUUGACGGGCCAGGAGAAGGGUAUGACCUACGGAAACGCAGCAACAGCGUGUUUACAUAUCCAGAAAAUGGCACUGACGAUUUCCGAGAUGAAGCAAAGAACAUAAACCACCAGGCACCUCCUUCCAAAGACCCAUUGCAGAUGAACACCUAUGUUGCCUUGUACAAAUUUGUACCACAGGAGAAUGAAGAUUUGGAAAUGAGACCAGGAGACAUGAUUACUCUUCUGGAAGACUCCAAUGAAGACUGGUGGAAAGGGAAAAUUCAAGACAGGAUUGGCUUCUUUCCAGCCAACUUUGUUCAGAGAGUACAACAAAAUGAGAAGAUUUUUAGAUGUGUUAGAACCUUCGUUGGGUGUAAGGAACAGGGGCAGAUAACACUGAAAGAGAAUCAGAUCUGCCUGACUUCUGAAGAAGAACAAGAUGGCUUUAUCAGAGUCCUCAGUGGAAAGAAGAGAGGCCUCGUCCCCCUGGAUGUCCUAGAAAAUAUCUGAUUGCUGGCCCCUCCUCCUUUUGCAGUAGGCAAACUCUGCUGUGAUGCCUCAUCUCACACUGUGUCAACCCAGAGGAGCUGUCACACUGAUCCGGCCACCCAGGAAACAAUGAAACAAGACUCAAGGACCUGAAACUGUGGAGUAACAGCCACAAGACAGAGGGUCUAUCACAUAGCAUACCCAGCUGCCCAAGGGGUGAUGAGGCUGAGAGCGUCACUGGCAGAGUGGAGGAUCCUACCUGGUGGCAGCAGCAGGGCAGUAACCACAGCUGUCCCCCAGCUCUCAACUACCUUCCUGCCCAUGUGGUGUGAGUUAACCCUCUGGAGUGCACUCCGGUUUGUGGUGUGGCCCCAGUGCCAGGUUCAGGUCUAUGUAGCCAACUGUGAUUCUGGUUCCAGACCUUUGUCCUCAGUACCGACCAAUGAGCGUCAUCACAUUCGAGACCACAAGCAGUCUCUGCAGAACACCAGGAAGUCCCACUUCCUAGCCCCCUGUAUUCCAGAGCUUCCCUCAGGCCCGCUCACUUUGUGUUUAUGCUGUCUCUCCUGUCCUUCAAGUAAAUCCUGAUGGUGUGCAUUAGAUGUGAGAGCUAAGUUGACGUGGCACCAACUGCAAAGCCCUGAUCUGCCCAAAGAUAGCUGACAGCAGUCCCCUCUGCUGCUCUAGUGACCAACAGAGGUGACAGAGCAGAAUACGAAGCAUAGAUACAAAGGACAGAGUGGGAGUAAGGCGGGACAAAGAGCCGUUAUUUAUUGAAGAUUAUAUAGCCCUUUCAGUAAUGAAGUCCUUUCCCCAAGCAAAUGGAACUGGGGAAGAGAAGGUGGCAAAAAGCCUCAAUGAUGAGCUUCGCUUUCAUUUUACUUUCUCUGCAUUAGGGGCAGCAUCUUUCCCUCAUGCCAUCUUGUAGGACUCCCUCUUGAAGGCUGAGUCCACCUCGCAGAGAACCAGAAACAUGGAGGAGAACCAACAGCAUCUUAGGAGAAAAGUAGCCAAAUGGAAUUCAUUCUUCUUUAGGGCAGUAGAUUAUACUCUAGCAAAUGUAAAAUGGAGAAGAAGCAUCCUUAAUGCUUCAGCCUUUUGAAAGCAGAGGAACUUGGGGCCUAUUUAGCAUCAACUAAAGGAGUCUCUAUUACUCUAUACUUAUACUAAUGUUUACAAGAAUACAAUAUACUGUGAUGCCUUCCUCCUCAUUCAAACUUGCAUCCUAGUAGGCUUUAAUAUGGUUAAACUUCAAUUCACAAUGACCUUGGAAUCAAUGUCAGUUUUAUUUAUUUUGUUACAGAGCAAUAAAAUCAUUAGAACAAUUGGUUUUUUAAAGACUUAAGUGGAUGCAUCCUGUGCAUGUAAGCAUCAUUUCCCAAACCAAAGCAUCAUUAGUCUCCAUUUAUUCCUUUUGUUACCGCUCAGCGUGAAGUUGGGCGCUGAAACAGGAUGGCUGCUUGUUUCAACAGUAGUUUGGAUGCCUUACUCUCAUUUUAAAGCCAGCAUCCAGAAUUUCCCCUCUCUGAUACAAUGUACAAAACUGAAUGUACAGAGUCAGAUGGAUUUUUUGAGAGCCAGGGUGAAUAAAUGACAGCCGUUCUGUUAAAGGGAAUGUCGGACUACAAAUGCUCUUUGCCUCUAAUUCAAUAUUGCAUUUAGUAAAAACACAGUGGAUAGAAGGAGCAUAAAAGAACAUGUGUCCUGAUCUCUCCUUUUUGGUGGAAAAUCUAGUGAAGCAAUUUGAUGCUAUGGUGUCACUUCCUAUGCAAAUUUAAUUCACAUAAAAAAAGCAGUUUGCUUUUUGCAAAAGGGUCCUCCAACGAUCCCUUGCUCUGGAUAUUCUUGCUUUUGUGUAGCCCACUGCCACAUUGAAUCAGAAUUGGUCAUAUAUGAUCAAUAGAAUAUAGCAGAAGUGAUACUGCAUGACAUCUAGGCUAGGUCAAAAAAAGUCCUUGCAGCUUCUGCCUUGACCAGUGGAAAGACCACAUAUUUCCACAGCUGACAUUGCAGAGAAGUAGUGGGUCCUGUUGAACCCUGCCCAGGUUAUAGAUUUAUGAGCAAGAUAAAUGUAGUUGGUUUUUUUUUUUUUUUAAGUCACUAAGUUUUGGAGUGAUUUCUUAUACAGAAAUAUUUAACUGGAACAGGAACUUUAAUUUGAGCCAAUGUUAGAGAGGAGAAAAAAAUACCCUUUCUGCAAAAUGAGACUCAAAAGUUUUUGCAAACAUCAAGUAUUGGCAGGCAGUUAGCCCACCAAAUGCAAGAUUUCUAGCGUGCCUUAAAGAUCUGGAGUCGUCCAGAUAUCAGAGCAAAAGGCAGAUGUUCCUCAUAGCACAGAUUGCCACAGAUGCUUACUCACACACGGAGAGAGAUUUUAGGAGCCACGGCAUUUCCUCUCCUCCUGCCUGUCUGCAGAAAUGGCAAGAACGAUUCCAAGACUCAAGAAAUGGCUGGAAAAAGGGCUACAGUUUCCGAAUGGGGAUGAGAUGAAAGUUUCAGGAGACAGACUUUGGUGAGGGGACAGGAAGGAGAGGAAAGCGUUAAUAUGAAGAACAAUGGUAUUUGGGGGAAAAUUUUGCACAGUGUGAGGGAACACCCUUAUACCCAGUGUGAGGGAUGCUGCAUGUAUAACUAAACCAGGGAGCUGUGCCAGACACUUCACCACCAAUGCUGUAGGAUGUGGAUUCUAUCAUGAUGAAUUUGAAAUUUAAAAAAAAAAAAAACUGAUUGAACCUUCUUCAGGGCUCCAGAACGUAAAGAUUAGAACUUCUUUUACCCCCAUC